GGUUUUUCUUUUCCCCAUUUCCUAGGGUUUGCGAUCUAUCUCUCUGUCUCUCGAAUCCACACACGGCGACGAACGGGAGAAGCCAGUUCCGUUCGAUUUCCGACCGAAGCACACCGUGAAUCGAUCUUUUAUCUCCUCCUCACCGAUCUUCUGUAUCACCCUUGAAGUUGCGGAUAGUCAGGCCGAGAGUUAAACCGGCUAAGCAACAACAAACAAGCCUUUAUCGAAAGUAAAAGGUUAGUCAUAUGUGUUUUCAAUAGCCAAUGCUUGAAUUGAGUUGUUGUUGUGUUUAGUUGAAUAGUUUAGUUAGCUUUUGAUUUCGUUUUUCUCUUCGCGUGUAUCAGUUUGCUUUGAGUUAACUAGUUUCAUGGUUUAACUCACAAAACUAUAAAGUGAUAUGAAAGCUAAACGAAGAUGUGAAAGCUAACCAACAAAACUUAGACUUAAAUGAUAUUGUAAGCUUUAACAAAACACUCUAAUGUCUGCAAUAAGUGUCUGAGUUGAUGAAAGUAGGUAAUGGUUAUUAGCUAAGAAUUAACUACAACUACUACCAUUUAAACCCGAGAUUGUGAACUCAAUCUCUCUUCAUCAUCUUCUUCUUUGUAUGAAAUCGUUUCCUAUGGAUUCAAACAAUAAUCCUAGUCAGUCUCAAUCAUACUUUAGUCUUCUUAACUUCCCUUAUGAUAGAUUCUCUCCCAGUGUAAACUUCUCCUCUUCUCAAACCCAAACCCCUUUUCUUAGUUCACAACCGAGUUCCCAGCCGAGUCAACCUCCUAGUCAAGCAGAAGAGACACCAGAAGAGCGUAGAGAGAGAAGGAUAUGGUCCACACAAGAUGACUUAGUCCUAAUAAGUGGCUGGUUAAACACAUCGAAGGAUUCCAUUGUUGGCAAUGACCAAAGGGGUGGGUGCUUUUGGAAGCGUAUAGCCGAUUAUUAUGCAUCAAGUACUCAUGUACUUGAUGGUGCUGAGCCAAGAAACCAUGAGCAUUGUAGACAACGGUGGCAAAAGAUUUCUCGCGAAGUGAGCAGGUUCUGUGGAACCUAUGCAGAUGCAAAGGGUGAGAAAGCAAGUGGGAUGAAUGAUUUGGACAUUCUGCAGAAUGCUCACCAAAUCUUCACUUUGCUGUAUAAGAAGAAGUUUGGUUUGGAGUAUGCGUGGAAUGUCCUGCGGUUUGAACAGAAAUGGUGCGACCACACCCCUAUGAACCCAACUCCGAAGACAACCAGCUCUAACAAGAGAAAAGCCGAUGAUGCAGCACCAUCUACAGAAUCUGUUGUUGGUGAGCAUGAGAGCAGGCCUCCUGGUAUAAAGGCCAUGAAAAGGUUAAGGAACAAAGGGAAAGACAAGGAUGCCCCAGCUUCGAACAUUAGUCAGAUAUGGGAGAUGAAACAGAUAGAUUUGGACGUGAAGAAAGAACUUCAAAAGAUGUCACUUCUUGAUACCCUCAUUGCCCGCAAUGACACUCUUGAUGAAGAUGAGAAAGUCAUUAAAAAGAGCCUAAUGCGUCAACUAUUUAAGGAACUUUGAACUGUCUGUUGCAAGUUUGUUUGCCUCUGUCUUUGAUAUGUUUUAUGCUUUAGGAAACGAGUCUUGUAAUGAACCAGUUUGGUUUCUGGAUAUGUUUUAAUGAAUCAGUAUUGUCUUCUCUUGUUUUGAUGAAUUAUGUUUUAGUUUCAUUCUUGCACAAGUGUAAACUUCAAAACUAAUAACAAACUCUGUUUUUUGGUUUCAGGUUGAAGAAGACAUGGGACUUGACUCUAUCUACGACUAUGGAAUAAACAGCCCAUUAGACUAUAGUUCUGAAGACGAGGCUGAUAGCAGUUACUAUGCUCUGCAACUUGGUCUUGCUGAGGUUGGAUACACUGGCUGUGAAGAGGAGGCUCAAGCUGAACCUGAUUACGGAACACAACUGAUGCAGCUCAGGGAUCUGCAAAGCCUUGCAGAGCAGAGGGUGGUGCACCUGGAGAGGGUUUCAGAGCAGAGGUUGGUCAACCUGGAGAGGCUUGUUGGUGAGAAGAAACCAUUGAUGUGGGCGUAUUGUAUUUGCUGCAUUGUGGUAGCAAUGGCUGUGGCGCUAUUGUAUUUAGUUUAAGAAGGUGAAAUGAUCUAUUGUAUUUUGUGUAUCAUGUACUGUCGGUAAGGAGAUGAUGUAGUGACUUGUAUUUUGCGACAUGUACUGUCGGAGUAGCAACUAUCACGUGUAGUAUGAACUGGUGUUGUAUGUCGGAUCUAUUGUCAUGUAAUGACAUGUAUUUUGGAACCUAGUAUAGUAGCAACUAUCACAUGCAUUUGGAUUGUUGUGUGGAACUAUUUUCAGAAUCACAUGUAGUUGGCAUGUAGUUAUAAACGAAGAAUCACUUUGAAUCAGAAUCACAUCGACUUGUCCCAAAUAAUUGAGCUUCUAUAAUACCUAUAAAUACAAGUCUCUUCUUUCCUAAUGAACAUACAAUUCUCUUCUCUCACUUACUCCUUUCUCUAUCUUAAUAAUAUUUUGCUUUCAUGGCAUCUUCUUCCAACAAUUUUCACUAUCAUUAUGAUGCAAAUGAUGAUAGUUUAGAUCAAAUUUUUCAAGAGCAAUUUGAUAAAGAAUUAGAAGCUGCUGCAGAGGAAAUGCCGGCCCCAAAGAAUAAACGUAUCUAUAUCGAUAGAAAGCGGGAAGAAGGUCACAAUCGGUUAUGGAACGAUUAUUUUAGUGAUAAUCCGACUUACCCGGAGAAGUUUUUUCGUAGACGAUUUCGAAUGAACAAAUCAUUGUUCUUGCGUAUUGUCAAUCGUCUCACUGCAGAAGUUCCAUAUUUUCGACCAAAAAAGGAUGCAACCUUCCGGGAUGGUGUAUCACCGUUACAACAAUGUACUGCAGCUAUCCGACUAUUAGCAUAUGGGGGUGCGGCGGAUGGUGUUGACGAAUAUAUACGUAUUGGCGAAACAACGGCUCGUGAAUGUUUGGAACACUUCGUCGUCGGAAUAGUUGACUUGUUUGGCGAUGAAUACCUACGCCGACCCACAGAAGAUGAUCUGCGAAGGCUACUCUUUUACGGAGAACGACGGGGUUUUCCCGGGAUGGUUGGCAGCAUCGACUGUAUGCACUGGAAAUGG
Brassica rapa (field mustard) is the source of this 3097-nucleotide messenger RNA. Its product is annotated as glutathione S-transferase T3-like. The record is from RefSeq and is a predicted model, not a curated record. Lineage: Eukaryota; Viridiplantae; Streptophyta; Magnoliopsida; Brassicales; Brassicaceae.